UCCGUUCCUCCGCCGAGUGCCGGAGGCCUCGCCUUCUGCCGCAUCUCUCUCUCUCUCUCUCUCUCCCCCAUACCCUUACUUUCCUGUGAAUCAUGGCUUGAAUUUGAUUCGUUUCUUUUCUCAAUUCAUAGUUGAUUCGUUUCCUUUCGGGUAAUUCUUCAUCCGAGUUUUGAAGGGAUUAUUGAAGUUGACGCCUCUUUCGUUUUUUCUCCAAGAAUUAGUUGGUGUCGAUCCGGUUGGUGGUGGGUGAAAGGUCGAAUCUUUGCAAGAUGGGAGCCAUGGUAUUAUAGGUGGUGGUGGUGGUGAUCGAAUUUGGUUUUUGCUCGAGUCGAUGAGAAUUAUGGGCUGUUCAUAGGCUUGUUCGGUGUUUGGAUCGACAUGGGGUUCGAUUACUACGACAUACUGAAGGUGAAUCGAAGUGCCACCGAUGAGGAUCUCAAGAAGUCUUACCGGAGGCUGGCGAUUCGAUGGCACCCGGACAAGAACCCAAGUAACGAAGAGGAGGCCGAGGCCAAGUUCAAGCAAAUCUCUGAAGCCUACGAGGUACUAAGUGAUCCUCAAAGACGGGCAAUAUACGAUCAACACGGAGAAGAGGAGGAGCCGAAGGGCGUGCCUCGAGAUGCCGAGGACAUAUUUACCGAAAUCUUUGGAAGCACUAAUCCUUUUGGUUUCGAGUCCAUGAACCGUGCAAAGUCUACGAGGUUUCAAGCAGAUGGUAGUGGCUCUGCUGCUCCCGCUGCCCGGCCAUGGAAAGCACCUGCCGUGGAGAGAAAGCUGGCGUGCAGCCUCGAGGAGCUCUACCAUGGCACAGAGAAGAAGAUGAACAUCUCUAGAAAUGUCAUGCAACCUAACGGACGUACGGUCCCAGAGAACGAGGUGUUGACGGUCGAAGUGAAACCAGGGUGGAAGAGGGGAACCAAGAUAACGUUUCCAAACAAGGGGAACGACAGACUCGCUGCAGAUGUAGUCAUUGUGAUCGACGAGAAGCCUCAUGAUGUUUACAAGAGGGAUGGCAAUGACCUCGUCGUCCACCACAAGAUCUCGCUGGUGGAUGCACUAACAGGGACCAGGAUCAACCUCAAGACCCUCGACGGGCGCGACUUGGUGAUCGAGAUGACUGACGUGGUGAAGCCUAGCUAUGAGCUGGUGAUCCAAAGCGAAGGGAUGCCGGUCGCAAGAGAGCCCCGGAAGAAGGGGAAUCUGGUGAUCAAGUUUGAUGUCAAGUUCCCUUCGAGAUUGGCACCGGAGCAGCGUGCAGCCAUCAGACGCAUUCUCGGAGGAUGAUUUGCCGUGCGAAAGUAGGUUUGUGUUUGUGUUCUUCUGUGGCGACACUAAUAUUUCUCUCGUUUCUAGUGCUCAUAGUAUCCCUCCCUAUCAUUCAUUAUGUUUUGUUGAAAAGAUGUUGCGUCUCUGGAAUGUUUUCUGAUGUAACAAACAGUGGUUGUAAACUCAAAUGCAGUAAUUCUUGCAUGAAGUGAGAUGGAAUU
This is a messenger RNA of Musa acuminata subsp. malaccensis (wild Malaysian banana), 1487 nucleotides long. RefSeq lists its product as uncharacterized. Gene Ontology annotation, cellular component: cytosol. The record is from RefSeq and is a predicted model, not a curated record. Gene Ontology annotation, molecular function: protein-folding chaperone binding. NCBI's taxonomy places the organism in Eukaryota, Viridiplantae, Streptophyta, Magnoliopsida, Zingiberales, Musaceae.